Messenger RNA from Felis catus (domestic cat), 2090 nucleotides. RefSeq names its product guided entry of tail-anchored proteins factor 4 (gene GET4). The transcript has 10 exons. Bases 123 to 1370 code for a protein of 415 amino acids. The record is from RefSeq and is a predicted model, not a curated record. Gene Ontology annotation, molecular function: protein binding. Gene Ontology annotation, biological process: protein insertion into ER membrane. Gene Ontology annotation, cellular component: cytosol; BAT3 complex. NCBI's taxonomy places the organism in Eukaryota, Metazoa, Chordata, Mammalia, Carnivora, Felidae.
GGCGGUCGGAGCAGGCGGGCGGCCGGGAGGCGGAGGACUGAGGACGCCGAGCCCGGCCUCCCCCGUGCCCCGGCCCAGCUCCCCGCCAGCCGGGCCUCCCCCAGUCCCGGCCCGGCCGCCCCAUGCCUGGCCCGACACAUCCACUCUCCGGGCCCCUGGCCGGCCUCUCCCAGCCACGGCCACCCCGGGACCGAGCCUCGGGGUCUGCGUCCCCCGGCGGUCCGGUCGUCCGGGUUAAGCGUCUUUCUGCCCCGGGGUCCCUGCGCCGCGCGCUGGGCCAGCCGUGCCCGCGAGCCCGGCGCUGCGCCUGCACCUGCGCGGCCGGCAGCCCCGGCGCCACGCUUUGCUUGAUCUGCAACACGCGAGCUCCCCGAGCCGGGCGUGUGCGCCGUGGAACCCUUGCGUUGCUCCGCUCCCCCUGGAGCCCCCAGCCCUGGAGCUGUGGGUGCUCGAAGGCAGGCCCUGUUGUCCCAGAGACUUCUGUCAUCUGGUGCUCUGAGAGGUUAUCUCAGACGGGAGAGUCUAGAGCCCUGUCACGUCUCGUGUACAUGUCACAGAGCAAGCACACGGAGGCGCGGGAGCUCAUGUGCUCGGGGGCACUCCUGUUCUUCAGCCACGGCCAACAAAACAGCGCUGCGGACUUGUCCAUGUUGGUCUUAGAGUCGCUGGAGAAGGCAGAAGUCGAGGUGGCCGCUGACCUGUUGGAAAAUCUGGCUAAACUGUUCAGUCUGAUGGACCCGAAUUCCCCAGAGCGAGUGGCUUUUGUGUCUCGAGCCCUGAAGUGGUCCAGUGGAGGAUCAGGGAAGCUGGGCCACCCCCGUCUCCACCAGCUGCUGGCCCUCACCCUGUGGAAAGAGCAGAACUACUGCGAGUCCCGGUACCACUUCCUGCACUCAGCGGACGGCGAGGGCUGUGCGCACAUGCUGGUGGAGUACUCCACGUCCAGGGGUUUCCGCAGCGAGGUGGAUAUGUUCGUGGCCCAGGCCGUGCUACAGUUUCUCUGUUUAAAGAACAAAAGCAGCGCGUCAGUGGUGUUCACAACGUACACACAGAAACACCCGUCCAUCGAGAACGGCCCUCCGUUUGUGCAGCCUCUGCUGAAUUUCAUCUGGUUUCUGCUGCUGGCCGUAGAUGGGGGCAAACUGACCGUGUUCACGGUGCUGUGUGAGCAGUACCAGCCAUCCCUCCGGCGGGACCCCAUGUACAAUGAGUACCUGGACCGGAUAGGACAGCUGUUCUUUGGGGUGCCGCCCAAGCAGACGUCUUCGUACGGGGGCUUGCUGGGGAACCUUCUGAGCAGCCUCAUGGGCGCCUCGGAGCAGGAGGGCGAGGACAGUCAGGACGACAGCAGCCCCAUCGAGCUCGACUGACCCCGCCCGGCGGCCCGCACGAAGCCGCCCCGAGCCCGGGCCCCCACGCCCGGGGGCUCCCGGUCCGCGGCUGCCGUGGCCGCGUUGGCGUCUGCGCGCCCGCCCCGGGCUGCGCCUCCGCCGCGGCUGUGCUGGCUGGGCCGCGCUGCACCUCCAGACUGACCACAAUAAAGCACGGGCCUUGCCGCGCUCCCACCCUCUCCCUGUCCUCUGUGUCUGGUUUGCUUCGGGAGGCCCCCUGGCGUUGGCGUGGGGGGUGGCCGCCGCCCAGCCAGCACCACCUGGACGUCCUGCGGUGGCCCGGCCACCGGUGUCCCGGAGAGCAUCGGGGCGGCUGCUCUGUGCCAAAUCCCGAGGCCACGGCCGCUCGGGACGGGCCUCGCGAGGGGAUCGGGAGUCCUUUCCACGUCUCGAAAGGCGGUAUUUAUUUUCAUUGGGUGGUUGAUUCCUCUGACCUGACGUUUUAGGGUUUAACCGAACAGCCAGUCCGGGAGUGAGCGGAUCUGCCCUUUCUCGCUGAUGCCAGACCCGGUGUUCCCAGGGCGAUUACAAGAGGGGAGACACUUUAUUUUUUCACAAUUUAAAAUAAGAGUUGUAGAUUAAUACACAGUGAUCAUGCAUGGCGAGGCGUAAGAUACACACACUUUUAUUGACUGUAAGACGAAGUUUAAAGGAAGGUCUGUGUUAAUCGUUGAGUUUAAAUAAAUCCUUUAUACUGGG